Molecule: messenger RNA, 1242 nt
Organism: Lodderomyces elongisporus
Lineage: Eukaryota; Fungi; Ascomycota; Pichiomycetes; Serinales; Debaryomycetaceae
Gene: ARP6
Exons: 1
Coding region: 1-1242 (413 amino acids)
Cellular component (GO): Swr1 complex
Molecular function (GO): nucleosome binding
Source: RefSeq, a predicted model, not a curated record
AUGAGUAAACAGCACCUUAUCAUUGAUAAUGGGUCAUAUAACAUAAAAGCCGGUUUUGACCAAGGCGAGGACUCGGCUCCACAAAAGAUCUAUAAUGCUAUAACUAGAACCAAGGAUGGACUUGUACAUAUAGGUAAUGAUUUCAGGAUGCAUUCAAACAACUAUUCUGGGAUUCAAAUCAAACGCCCGUUUGAACAAGGGCAUCUAACUUCAUGGGAGACGGAGAAACCAAUAUGGGACUAUACAAUGGAUCAGAUCCUGCCGAAACACGAAAUUGACCCAUCAAACAUACAUCUCACACUAACAGAGUUACCGUUCCAGCUACCACAAUUAUCUUCCAACACAGACCAGAUUGUGUUUGAAGAGUAUGGGUUUAAGGAGUACUACAGAUGUACUUCUGCAUCGCUUGUACCCUUUAGUGUUGACACAACUGUAGUCGAUCCGGAUUUUACUUUAGUAGUUGAUGCUGGCUUCAAUGCAACUUGGAUCCAGCCAAUGCUAUUCCAAAAAGUAUACUGGGAAGGUGUUAGAAAAUUACCUGUGGGUGGCAACUUGCUCAAUGGAUUGCUUAGAGAAAUGAUAUCGUAUAGACAUUAUGACAUCUCAGACGAUCCAAUUCUUAUAAACACAAUCAAGGAAUCAACAUGUUUUAUUGCCAAAGACUACAAUGAUAACUUGAAGAAAAAAUUACAAAACGGUUGUCAAUUUGUUCUUCCAGACUUCAAAACCACCACCACUGGUUAUGUUGUUGGUGAAGGUACCCCCAAGCCGAGUGAAGAUUCACAAGUAUUGACACUACAGGACGAGAGAUUCACAAUCCCAGAAACAUUUUACCACCCCGAAAUCAUGUUUGAUCUCCAUGGCACUACUGCAUCAACCAGUGUUCUACAAAAUGCACCUAUCAAGACAUUGACGGACCUUAUUGUCUCCAGUAUCAUGUCGUGCCCUGAAAUCACAAGACCAUUGUUACUGGCUAAUAUCUGCCUUGUUGGUGGCACAACAAAUCUCCCAAAUUUCAAAACAAGAUUGCAGUCGGAGUUAACUAAAGAACUACCCCUGACAUGGACUGUUGCAGUCCAUGAAAAUCAAAACAGUAUUCCACAAGACGAAAUGAGUUGGUAUGGCGGAGUUAACUUGGUAAACGAGGACGUUAUCAAGAACAUCAGUGUUUCGAAAAAGGAGUACUUUGAACACGGUAGUAACUGGUGCCAGAAACAAUUUGGAUUCAAAAAUUUGUCAUAA